Messenger RNA from Ochlerotatus camptorhynchus, 1632 nucleotides. It is a transcript of the gene Polr3E, whose product is annotated as RNA polymerase III subunit E. Gene Ontology annotation, biological process: tRNA transcription by RNA polymerase III. The transcript is spliced from 4 exons. The record is from RefSeq and is a predicted model, not a curated record. Lineage: Eukaryota; Metazoa; Arthropoda; Insecta; Diptera; Culicidae. Gene Ontology annotation, cellular component: RNA polymerase III complex; nucleus. The coding region runs from base 150 to 1523 and encodes 457 amino acids.
GAACUAAAAUAAUUUUUGCCUGCGUGCAAUCGUCGCUCACGUUUUUUUUAUAUUUUAAAAAUUCAAGUAAAUGCCUUCCCAUUUUUGCUAUUGUUCAGCAGAUUCUAGCUAAUUACAACCUACGGACGGUCGAGCACCUGGCGAACACAAUGGAUGAAGAAGAUGACCCGGUAAUCGAAGAGAUUCCUGUUUAUCUGUCGAAAGCCUUGGCAGAUAAUCUGUACGUAUUGCAGUAUCCGGUAAAAUCAUCCGCAUCCACGUUCGACGAUGGCCAAGUAGUGAACUGCUGCGUGAAACCGAUCAACCAACAGGUAAAGGUGGAUUACGCUUUGAAUACGGCUUCCAAAAAUUACGACUCCUUCAAAGGGGAGCAGUUUGCCAUUGCUGCCGAUGGCAAGGAGAAGGAUCGUCAACAAAAGCCCACCUUCCGUAGCGGGACUAUGGAUAAGCAGUCCUUCCUGAGCUCGAAACCGAUCGAAGAUGUCAAUCGGUACAUGGUAUGCGUGCUCCAGGACCGGGAGAUUCACGCAACUCCGGUCCAGGGAAUCGUUUCUAUGCGACAGGUAUUUUCCUACUUCGAUAAGCAGGACAAGCGUACCAAGGCGGAGCAAAAAGCCGAACAGGACGCCGAUGCCGACGAGGAGGAACUGAAACAGGUCACGGUCAAGUUUGCGCGGACUGAAAAUGAAAAGGUUCGGAAAGCGAGGGAAAAGUCGUUUAACUACAUCUCCAAAAUGGAAUCGGAAGAGCCGUGGUGUGAAUCGUUUUGGCACUCCAAGAAUUCCACCACGGCCGAGCUGGAAAGGCAAAAAUUGUUCUGCAGUACCACUUCCAGGGUCGGGACGGAUAGUGCCCUCAACGUGGGCACGUCGGAGUAUUUGGAUAUGUUGAUUAGUAAGGAGAAAACUGAUAGAAAUAUUGAUUCAAUGCUGCCAAGUCGGGUCAUCUGUAUGCACAAGCUGAAGAAGAUGAUACUCGUCGAUCAGAUUAAGGUUAUUCUUAAGGACGCAAAGGUUCUCACGUUCCAACAGAUAAUGGAACUCCUUCCCGAUCGGACCCUUCCGGCGGAUAAAGUUCUUAGGACGCUCCCAUUGGCAGGUGUUCUCAUCCGAGGCAACUGGGUAGUCCAAUCGGAGAUCAUCUAUCCGGAGGGAAGCGUUUCCAGCACCAACGGGGUACCGGCCGAGCAGAUGUGCAAAGCACGAGACUAUAUUCUUUUCCGGUUCACCCAGUGUGACAAGCUGGAACGUCAUCAGCUAGCAAUCAUUACCCAGCUGCCGUCGGAGGAGAUCCGCGAGAUACUCAGCUCGGUAGCAAAGUUAAACAGUGAUCGAACGUGGAGUUUGAUGUUGCCACCAAACGAAGAUUUCUCCGCCAACGAGCAAGAAAUCAGUGAUAGACAGAACGCUUUCUGGACCGCCCGGGCCGAUAAGUUUAACGAAAUGGAGAAAUCCACCAAACGGGUGCGGAAAAAGUCCUCCCGGUCCGAAAGCAAGUACGACGUCAAGAUGAGCAAUGGGUAGAAAAGCGUCCCGAGCAGAUCUAGUGCUUGUUAUGAACCAAUCUACACGCUACGUUACGCAAGACUAUUUAUAAUUACCGAAAACAAAAAUAUAUUUAAGGAAUUCUGAA